AUGGUGUGCAACAAUACAAUCAAUACUCACCUCGCUGCACCUGAACAUCCACCGGAACACCAUCCGGUGACAAAACGAAUGACACAAACCAAGCGUUCAAUGAUUAGUUCGGAUGGUAUCGCAAUUGCGCCACGGACUGAAUUCUUUACAUUAUGGCCUCGAACAAUUUCCAUAUACAGCAGUGAUUUGUUACGAAAUUGUCAACCGCUUCUCGCUAUUCAGUAA
Cercopithifilaria johnstoni is the source of this 225-nucleotide messenger RNA. Lineage: Eukaryota; Metazoa; Nematoda; Chromadorea; Rhabditida; Onchocercidae. The record is from the annotation of a GenBank genome assembly.